GGGAGUCCGACCAAUCCACCAAUCCGGGAAGCGCUCUCCAACGGUUAGGCUGUCUGAGCAAAGUUACGGGAAUACAUAAAUUGAAAUGCGCAACUUCAUGUACAGUAUUUGCAUCUUUCGGCUCGUCUGACCAAAGUUACGCCGACACAUACAUUGACAUGCGCACUUCGUGUACAGUAUUUGCAUCUUUCGGUUUUAUCCUGUUGAGCAGAAGACAAGAUGGCUGCAUUCUUUCCAGCUGCUGGGACCACUUUCGAAAAGAUCCAGGAGAAGUACGAGACGUUGUCACUGAUCGGAGAAGGAGGCAAUGGAGCAGUCUAUGGCGGGAUCAGAAGAACGGAUGGCUUGAUGGUGGCCAUCAAACUCAUCCCGAAGACACGGGCGCGGAUGUGUUAUUUUGUAAACGGCGACUAUCUUGAGGCUCCCUUUGAGGUGAUGCUGAUGCAAAAAAUCGGACAGAGAACAGGCAUUAUUUCUCUUUACGACUGGUACAGUCUGGACCAAGCGAUUGUACUGGUGCUGGAGAGGCCAGCGGCCUGCGUGGACCUCUUUGACUUCAUCCAGGAAAUUGACCAACUGGACGAAGCACAAGCUAAGCACAUCUUUAAGCAGCUUGUGGACGCAGCAGUCACGAUGAACGCUGCAGAUGUCUUUCAUCGUGACAUCAAAUUGGAAAACGUCCUCAUCGACACCAGCUCCGAGGUCCCUCGAGUCUGGAUCAUUGAUUUAGGAAAUGGCUGUUUUGGGACCUCCUUUGCCCACAAGAACUUCUUUGGAACCUCUGGAUUUGCUCCUCCAGAAGUUGCUGCACGUGGGGAGUACAAGGCCGACCCCACCACAGUUUGGCAGCUCGGGAUUCUGCUGUACGAAAUCCUCCAUCGUGCUCAUUUUGAACCGGUGGAGUUCUUCCCGGAGAGACGUAUUGACGCAAGGCUCUCUCAUGCCUGUCAAGAUCUCCUGAGCGCAUGCCUGACAAAAGACCCCGACGCCCGUGCCACUCUGUCUCAGCUUCAGCAGCACCCGUGGUUCCACUGAGGCUGCACGGAAGACCUCAGAUCGUCCCAUUUUAUUCAGGAAAUUCAUAAACUGUAUAUAUUGCUGCAUAACAUUUUUUAACAGUGACUACAUGCUCCAUUUUUAUACUGUAAUGGUCUGUCUGACUUUACGGUUUGGUUACAUUGUAACACUGUUGAAGAAUAUGCAUUGUAAAUAUUGUUUUAAAUAUGGUGUAUAUACAGAAAAAAAGCCCAAAUAAAGUAACU
Molecule: messenger RNA, 1262 nt
Organism: Syngnathoides biaculeatus (alligator pipefish)
Lineage: Eukaryota; Metazoa; Chordata; Actinopteri; Syngnathiformes; Syngnathidae
Product: serine/threonine-protein kinase pim-2-like
Exons: 6
Coding region: 220-1035 (271 amino acids)
Biological process (GO): protein autophosphorylation; regulation of mitotic cell cycle; negative regulation of apoptotic process
Cellular component (GO): cytoplasm
Molecular function (GO): ATP binding; protein serine/threonine kinase activity
Source: RefSeq, a predicted model, not a curated record